This is a messenger RNA of Saccostrea echinata, 4411 nucleotides long. RefSeq names its product Fanconi anemia group J protein homolog. NCBI's taxonomy places the organism in Eukaryota, Metazoa, Mollusca, Bivalvia, Ostreida, Ostreidae. Gene Ontology annotation, molecular function: ATP binding; DNA binding; hydrolase activity, acting on acid anhydrides, in phosphorus-containing anhydrides. The record is from RefSeq and is a predicted model, not a curated record. Gene Ontology annotation, biological process: double-strand break repair involved in meiotic recombination; nucleotide-excision repair. The coding region runs from base 88 to 4350 and encodes 1420 amino acids. Gene Ontology annotation, cellular component: nucleus. The transcript has 30 exons.
AAAUUAAAAUAGAAAUUUUCAUGGAUAUUUAAACAUCUAUUAGAUUUUUGAAGAAAUAAUUUGAGAAAAUUACAUUCAAGAGCAAGAAUGGCCAGUGAGAAGAGACAGAUGAUUCAUGGAGUAGAGGUGGUGUUUCCCUGUAAGCCGUAUCCCUCUCAGUUCAGUAUGAUGGAAAAAGUGAUAAAAGGAAUAGAGAGGGGGGAGAACUGCCUAUUGGAGAGCCCUACAGGCAGUGGCAAAAGUUUGGCCCUUUUGUGUUCUGCAUUGGCCUGGCAGACUGCAGAGUACAAUAAAAGGGAAAAAGAGCUCUUAAAUUCAAGUGACAAAGAUACUAAGACACAUUGUACUUGUAACAAUGAAAUAAAGAAAGAGAGUGAAAAUAAAUCCACAGAAAACAAGGCCAGAAUUAAGAAUGUCCUGAGUGCUAUUUCUGCCAGCCCCUCAGGCUUUGGAGAUAAUGAUGAGGAGGAUUUCCAGCAGCCAGGUAAUUUUAGAACACCUGGAAACCUUAAACAGAAUGCUAGAAGACACCUUCCUAUUUCGUAUGAGACAUCAUCCCCAGUUGAUGAACCUGCAGCAAAUGUGGAAUCUCCAGAACCUUGUACAUGUUGUGCUGGUGAUGGACCAAAAGCUAGAAAAGUCCCUAAGAUUUACUUUGGUACAAGGACACAUAAACAGAUUGCACAGAUUAUCAGAGAGUUGAAGAAGACAGCUUACAGAGAGGUCAAAAUGACCAUUUUGGCAGCCCGAGAACACACAUGUAUCCACCCAGCUGUCAGUCAAAUGAGGGGCAAGAACGAGGGGUGUAAGGAAUUACUAGAUGGUCCUGGAUGUAAAUUUAAUGACCGUUUGAAGAGGAUCCCAGCAACGCAGGACUUUGUGAAGAAGCAUGGCCUAACUGAGGCAUGGGAUAUUGAGGAUUUUGUGGGACUUUCUAAAACUCUCAAGGUGUGCCCAUACUUUGCCACGAGAGGAUUGAGAAGUGGUGCAGACAUUGUGUUUUGUCCGUACAAUUAUUUGAUUGACCCAGUCAUUAGAGAUACGAUGGAGAUACAGCUCAAAGGUCAAGUUGUCAUACUGGACGAGGCACACAAUAUGGAGGAUACGUCCCGGGAAGCAGCCGGGGAGAAAAUCGGAGACGAUGUCCUGGAAAAGGCAAUCAAUGAACUGGAUGAACUCAUUAAGUUUGAGAUCCUGACUGCAGAACAUCUUAGAGUGAGGCAACUGUGUGCAGGACUUCUUGGAUUCAUCAGAGACAACCAGGACAAUUUACAAAAUAUGGAUUUUGACCACGAAUACAAGUGCUGGUCAAGUUACGAUAUCAUUGUAAGACUGGAGAAAAUUGGGGCAGGGCCUAAACAGUUUCAAGAGAUGCAGAAACACCUGAGUAAGGUAUUUGAGGAAGCUUUAGAUAAAGAGACUGUAGUGAAGGACAUGUCUGGUCGAGUGAUUAAGCUCAGUAGUGCCACCUUACAGACUCUGGAACACAUCAUAAAGGUGUUCUCUUACCUGUACAAGAAUGACCUCCAGUUUGUGACAGACUACAAAAUGGCAGUGGUCAAGACCACAGUCUACACUAGGAAUAUUAACACGGACGAUAUGUGGUUGAAUUCAAAGAGGAGAAGGGGAGGUGUACCUAAUCACCCUACCACUCAAUUGUCCUUGAACUUCUGGUGCAUGAAUCCUGCAGUGGCCUUUUCUGACCUGUCAAUGUGUAGAAGUGUAGUCCUAACAAGCGGGACUCUAUCACCCAUAAACUCAUUUGAGUCUGAGCUAGGAGUUCCCUUUCCUAUCAAACUGGAGGCAAACCAUGUGAUUGAAGAUAAACAGGUGUGGGUGGGGGCUGUGGGUCAGGGGCCCAGGGGAGGGACACUUGAGGCUGUGUACAGAUGUGUAGAAACCCUCCAGUUUCAGGAUGAAUUGGGAGAACUUGUCCUCAGAGUGUGUCAGCAAGUGCCACAUGGUGUCCUUUGUUUUGUUCCAUCUUACAGUACACUUGGUAAACUGAAGACAAGGUGGGAGAUCACAGGAUUGUGGGAGCGGAUCAAGGAAUACAAGGAUGUGAUGGUGGAACCCCGGGCCUCUGACAGGGUAGAUUUUGAGGAUCUGAUGAGGCAGUACUAUGAUUCAAUACACAUGUCACAGGAUCAGGCAGAUGGCAGGAAGACAGGUGCUCUGUUUGUGGCUGUAUUCCGGGGUAAAGUCAGCGAGGGUAUGGAUUUUGCUGACAACUAUGCCAGAGCCGUCAUCACUGUUGGUAUUCCAUAUCCUAAUGCUAAAGAUGUUCAGGUGAAAUUCAAACAGGAGUUUAACAAUAUCUAUCGUUUGUCGAGAGGACUGCUGUCAGGGUCAGAGUGGUACGAUAUUCAAGCCUUCCGAGCUCUGAACCAGGCACUGGGGCGAUGCAUUAGACACAGGAAAGACUGGGGAGCUAUCAUCCUUGUGGAUAACAGAUUUGUCAAGAAUGUACAUAAAGUUCAAGGUUUGUCCAAGUGGGUAAGAAGGAAGGUUCAGACAUACCAGGCCUUUGAUGCAGCCAUGGACUCCAUUGACAAGUUCACUAAGGCCAGGCAAAAGGAUAUGCCCAUUGUCAACCCAGACACCUCAUUUAUUCCUGGGACCCCAGUAACACCUGGACAACACCUAGGAUCACAGAUGACCUCGCCGACUACCUCUACGCCCUAUGCCUUUGGGUCGGAGACACCCAUAGGGAAAGGAUUCUCAUUAGAAAUCCCUCUUAAAUCCAUCGUAAAAUCUCUCAACACAUUACUAGGGUCACCUGAACAAGGAGCAGGAAAAGCAGAUCAGUGUGUAAUGAUGUCACCAACUGAUGUUCACAAAAACCAGAGUUACGAGAGUCUGGUGCAGAAUCGACAGGUGGUUCAACCAGAAGUUUCAGCCAAUAACAACCAGUUAGCCCUAAAUAACCAGCUAUGCCUUCCUUCAGCACAGCCUCUGAAUCACAUGUCUGAGAUAAUGAAGGUCAUUAACUCUUCCAGUGCUCCUAAAGACAAGCCAUACUACAUCAUCAUAGGACAAGGGACUCCUCAACAACAAAUGUACCUGAUUGAACCUCCUCCAAAACUGGCACCACAGCCAGGAAAUAAGGUGGUUGUGCCAACCCCAAAUCUAGGUCAAUGUCAAACACCAAGCAAUGUCAUUGAGCAAACUAAGAAAGAGCUUAAAGGGCAAACACCAAAUAAAGGUAUUUUGGGUCACACACCUGGAAAAAGUUUACUCCAAACUAAAAUGGGAUUGACAAGUCAGCAACCAAGGACAGCUACUACUGAAAGUGUGCAAUCAAAUCAGAAAACAACUAUUUCCUCAGAGUCCACAAGACCUGUCAUAGAUCUGACUGGAAAUUCAGAACAACCAAAAGAAAGCAGUGAGAAAGAAAAAGUUAUUGAUGGAAAGUCAGAUAAGAAUAUUGAAACAUUUCAAAACGAUAAGAGUUCUGAAAAACCAAACCGAUUUUACAAGUUCUGUAGCAUUAAUGAUCCUCAGAAUCCAGAAACUGUGAGAAAAAAUCCUGUGGGCAAACUACAGGAGCCCGUCACUCCUGUGUUGUUUGUUGAAAACUCACAAGAUGAAGAUUCAGUAAACAACGAACCAACUCAAAACAAUGUGGUGUCCACAUCCAGAAAACCCUUGUUUAGAAAGACAGAAAAGGGCAGUAGUAAACCAAGUGAUGCUGUACAAAGUUAUGAUAGUGAGAAAGAAUUUAAAAGCAGUAAAAAAUCAGCAACAACAAAGGAGUUGGAAACUAGUCAUAAUAACACAGACUCAGCUCUGGGUGAGGGCACCUCAGAAAAGGAGGAGGAUUGUCAUUUGAGGACAAGAAGGGGCCCUCGAGGACUGAAGAGAACCUCAGUCCCAAAACCCAACCUGAGGAUGUCCAAGCGCAGAAGAGGGGUGGAUUUUCUUGAUGACAAAGAUGAGGGCAAAGAAAAUCAGUCUAUGAAUCAGUCACAAGCCAGCUGUAAAGUCUGUGGUCAGAUCUUGCUCACUCCUCUUGGUGAAUUUGAAAAAAGGAAACGAGUUCCAAAAUUUCUGGCCCAUUUGGAUCUCUUUAGGAACAAGGCUGUAAUAUUUACUUCAAACAAAGAAAAAAAGAGCUGUUUCCAGCCCUGUACUGCAGACAAUGGAGGUAUAUCAUUGAACAGUGUCUGGUGUCAUGAGGAGCAAUGUUGUGUACAGUUUAUUUCCUGUACAGGGUGUCACAAAAUUGGUCAACCUGAUAAUGUGAUCGGAGCUCAGAUUCUGUUUGUGGACAAUUCAAACUCAUCACACGACCUUGAGAAGGGUCAGAUGUGGAUAAUUGCUGCCAACGUAUCUAUAGAAGAUUGUUAGUGUCUUGAUAUUUAUAUAAUGUAUAUGAAUCACAAAUUAGGAAUAAAUUUUUACAAAAGAA